This is a messenger RNA of Magallana angulata, 2844 nucleotides long. Its product is annotated as BTB/POZ domain-containing protein 6-like. The record is from RefSeq and is a predicted model, not a curated record. Gene Ontology annotation, biological process: neurogenesis. Gene Ontology annotation, cellular component: cytosol. The transcript is spliced from 2 exons. The coding region runs from base 125 to 1216 and encodes 363 amino acids. NCBI's taxonomy places the organism in Eukaryota, Metazoa, Mollusca, Bivalvia, Ostreida, Ostreidae.
GGUAUGCAUCUCCUUCCGACCGAAAUUUCUCAAGAAGUUACGGACGUUUACCGUCCUUACAACCCUGCAGUUCAAAUAUAAGAUAUCAUAAAUGUAGUGAUACGUUUUAUAACUUACAACAGACAUGUCAGAUGAAAGCAAUCAGAAGAAGCAAUUGACCAUCCAGAAUGUAUGUAAGGCUUUGAAAUAUGCAUAUAGCAACAACAACAACAGGACGAAACAAAGUGCCUUGAAUUUCUUUCAAGCCCACUCUCAUCUUCUGCCUCGAACGCGGGAGUUGAUGAAGGGGUUCAUCAAACUUCCAAGAGAGUGUAUCUUGGAGCUUGUAGUCACUAGGAGAAUCAACCUAUCCCAGGAAGAAAUAUACACAGCUGUCAUUCAGUGGUCAGAAUGCCAGUGUGUUUUGCAGUCCAUGGAGCCUUCAGCAGAAAAUAAGAGGGAAAUUCUUGGGAGUAUUUUGAAGAAAAUUAAGUACACAAGCAUGAAUGUGGACUUCUUUAAUAAUGCUGUGGUGGAACAAAGAGUGUUGAGCGUGGAUGACAUCAUCAAAGUGUAUCAGAGACUGUUGGCAUCUCGCUCACAUGUGAUGGACACAAAUGCUGUAGGGAUUUCUCCAUCUUCAGAUGACUUCGAGGACUCAGAUGCUGAGCAGGCAGUCACAACUAAUUCAUUAAUUUCACUGCAAGAAACCCAUCUAACAACCACACCUAGACCAGUUCCGUUGCCUUUUUGGUUUGAAGCCCCAGAAGGGAAGAAUGUUCUUUAUCGUUUCGCAAAUGUUUUAGCAGGAAAGUCUUACCCCAAAAACUGUCUAGAUUCUUUAACGCUCAGUGUUUCAAAAAACAUAGCAUUACAUGGGAUUUACAUCUUUAACAGUCAUCAACUGCCCAUUCAGUUCAGAGUUUCCAUGAAAAUCACUGAGAAUGCCAAUGGCCAGCAAGAAGUUUUCUCAGUGACAAAUCACACGGUUUUUACUAAUGGAGAAUCUCGAGUGUUUUUACUAGACAUUAUUCCACCUGUAGACAUUCAAGCAGGAAUGAAGUAUGAUAUGGUGAUGGACCUGGAUAUCAAUGGUACAACAUUCUAUGGGGUUGAAGGUUUACCAGAGUUGAAGGAUAAUGAAAUAACAUUUAAGUUUAUGGCAAAUGAGUGUGGUUUGAAUGGAACAAAUCACAAAACUGGACAAUUUCCAUUUUUAGUCUAUUUACCAAAAUAAAGUUUAGACAUUGAUAAAUAUGUAAAGAUGGGUUAUAUUUAUGAAUCUUCCCAUUACAACAAUUGUGUUCAUUUUCUUGUGAAGCUGAUGUAUGAAGCUCUUGAUUAUUUAAGAAAUAAACAGCGAUUUAAAAAGUUCACCGGGAUAUGAAGUUGGUUGGUCACGUGAUCAAAUCCUGUGAAGCCCGAAGGACUUCUCGGUAGAUUUGAUCACGUAUCAACCAACUUCAUAUCCUGGUGAACUUUUCAAAAUUGCUGUUUAUUACUUAUAUUUACAUUUGAAAAAGACAAGUCGUCCAGAACUGUUAAAAUUACAGAGAUUAAGUUUACAAUAAUCCAAGCAACAAGCAAUAAGCGUGUGCUAUGAUCAUUGUGACGUCAUGAAAAAGUUCAUACAGAAUUGAGUGUUUUUGCUAUUCUAUAGGUUCAUAUAAGGAAACAUAUUUGCAAAUUUAAAUAUAGAAAAAUGAGCACUUUUAGACCCCACAGUUUACAACAUGUAGAUCAGAAUCUAGUUUUACAUCUACAAGAUUCAAGAUAAAUCUGAUCAUCAAUAGUAACAUAAAGCAAAGUCUUUAAAAACUGUCACAAAAAGACCUGGCAUGUUAACACACCUGUAUUCCCUGAUCUGUAGUGGUUUUACAUUUACAAUUUUAAAGUAGUCUUAUUCUCUGUACUAAACGGGUUCAAUCUUGAUAAACCUUAAUUUGAUUGUCUAGAAAUGGACACACAUGUAAUAUAAAAAAUAAUAAUAAACUGUAUUAAUUAAGCCGUCAUCUUUUUCUCUUUUAACAUUUUUUUUACCAUUCGAAUUUUAAAAAUUCACUGUUAAAGUAAACAAAAUAAAAGAGAAUACAUUUUUAGGUUUAAAUGCUGAAUUUUACUGAACAUACUCUUUAAAAUAUGCCACAUGGAUUUAUGUACAAGUCUAUUUACAGGAGACAACAUAUUUGUGUCCACACAACAGAUAUAUAGUAUAUAAUAAUACAAAAAACAAAAAUAAAUUGCACAAUUUGUGACAUGUCAACAAAGACAAUUAAGAGGAAUCUGCACACUACAAUGUAUUGCCCCCUUGUAUAAAAGAAUUUGAAUUGUAAUUCCAAUGUUGCAGAUAAAGUAUUCUAUUAGUGUAAUACUAAAGUGUGAAAAAUUAAAUAAUGUACUCAAAAGGAACCUGAUUAGAAAACAAGGCUUCAAGCUUUUUCAUUAGUAAUACAACAAAAUGUCCACUUCUCACAACUGCAUACCAUAAUCCAUACUACCAUAUUUCAAUACCCCACAACCCAAAAUUUGAUGGCAUACAGUUCCAAUUAUUAAAAUGUUGUCAAAAUUACCAGUAUGAGUUAUUAAAAUGAGUCUCAUGUCUAAAAAAACAAACAAGUAAACAAACAUAAUAAAAUUAUACAUACAUGUAGAUGUGCACAGAUUCCUCAUAAUUCUAUUCUUUUCACUUAACAAAAUGACAAAAAGCACAAGAAUAACAGGUCUAAUCUGCAUUCUAGCGUAAAAACAACAGCCCUGUACAAAGUCCCCUGCUACAAGAACAGUCUGUAUUUUCUCUUUUUUAUAUUUACAAAGAAAUGAUGCCAAUGUAUAUGUAAUUGAAACCAAAAAAAAAAAAAAAAACAA